This is a messenger RNA of Danio rerio (zebrafish), 3184 nucleotides long. Lineage: Eukaryota; Metazoa; Chordata; Actinopteri; Cypriniformes; Danionidae. The record is from RefSeq and is a predicted model, not a curated record.
UUAUUCACACAAACGCAGGCGCACACACACGGCCAUACGCGCGCGCUGCUGACAGAAUCCAGCUUGCAAUGUUCGAUUCAGUUCACAGAAUCGGUUCAUUCAGAUGGUUCGUAGUUUGAUCAGUGUUCAUACAAGUUAAUGCGUUUUAGCACUGUGUUUGGUCACCAAUGUAGUCUGUAGAUUGUGUUAACUCAGUUAUGCUAACGUUAGCGUCUAAGACAUAAACAACAAUAUUGCUAUUGAACUACUAUAAGAGCAAACAGGUGUUUGACUAGACACCAUAGAUCAAAACGUGCAGUUUAGAUGACUAAUUUCUGAAGAAUUGCUCCAAAAACAAAAUAUGAAUGAUAGUAAUGUUAAUCUUUUGGACUGAACAUUAAUUUAUCUCCACUCUAAUACAGAAACACAGCAGUGAUUGAUGAAUCGACUCGACUGAAUUGCUAUAAGGAAUCAGUUCAAAAGAACCGUUCGUUCGCGAAUCGAACGCCACUUCCACGGAGCGAUCGAACCCCUCCCAGUUACUCCCGUGGCUUUUGCCACGAACAUCAGCCAACAACCUCCAAAUAUGCGAGAGUGGAGAUGAAAUAGGGACCGAGAGCGUCUGAUCUGAUGUCUGAAUGAUUCCCCGAGGAUGUGAGAGUCACGGAUGCGGCGAUCGAUGAGUGUUUCUGUCGCAGGCUCACACAGACGAUGAGAGCUGCCGAGACCCAUAGCUCUUGCUGACGGCGCCAUCCCGCAAUGGGGCUCCCGUGAACGGCCUCGGCGUCGAGUAUGUUGGCCGGCUGUCAGCAUGACGCCGCUGGACCUGUGGCUUUCGCGCUCCAUCCCCAUGUGUCUGCUGCUCCAGAGCCUGGUGCUUAUGGUCCUGUGCUUUCCAUCUGCCAGCACCUGUCCUAAAGGCUGCACAUGCCAGCGAUCAGAAAGCCCCCCACAUGGCCUCAACGUCACCUGUAGCCUUUCUCGCUUGAAGGAGAUCCCUCCCGACGUCCCACCGGACACCCAAUUACUCCAGCUGGACAGAAACCACAUAUCAUUGGUGCCCGACCGCAUAUUUCAUGGCUUGAGGAUGCUACGGAGACUCAAUCUAUCCCAUAAUGCUGUGGAAACACUAGGCGAGGGGGCGUUCAUUGGUUUGGAGGGCUCUCUGGAGGUAUUGGACUUGUCAUAUAAUAGGAUCACUAGCGUGCACAAGGAUGCAUUUGCGCGUUUGAAGGCGCGUGUGGUGGUGGACAAUAACCCUUGGCAUUGCGACUGUGCGCUGCAGCAGGCGUUGGGAGGUAUGGCGCACAAUCACGAACGUGUGCUGUGCCGGAGCUCGGAGCUGAGAGACCAGGAGGGCCAGCCGUUCAUGGCUGUGGACGCCGAUUUGUGCAACCUGGCCAAACGGACCACCGACUACGCCAUGUUGGUGACCAUGUUUGGCUGGUUUGCGAUGGUUAUCUCUUAUGUUGUGUACUAUGUACGGCAGAACCAGGAAGAUGCCAGACGACAUCUUGAGUAUCUGAAAUCGCUUCCCAGCAAACCCAAGAAACCGGACGAACCGGAGGACAUCAGUACAGUGGUGUGACUUUUGUGUGUGAUUAAAGGCCUGUUCAGAUUAAGAAGGACAAUUGUGAUGACCAGUUGAAUUUAAGUCUACAAUGCAUUCACAGAGAAUGGACCCUUUUCACAUUACUGGGUUUUCAGAAGUCGUCAUAGCUGGUAAACUUAAAGCACGUUUUUUGCAUUUUUGGCAUUUCGCUCAGCCCUAUCAAAAUAUAUAUCAUUAUCGUUCAAUAUGGAAAAUAAUUAUCGAGAUUGCAUUUUUGCCAUAUCGCCCAGCCCUAACGAAAUAUUUAACGUUAAUAUUCGAUAUGGAAAACAAUAUCGAGAUUGCAUUUUUGCCAUAUCGCCCAGCCCUAACGAAAUAUUUAACGUUAAUAUUCGAUAUGGAAAACAAUUAUCGAGAUUGCAUUUUUGCCAUAUCGCUCAGCCCUAACGAAAUAUUUAACGUUAAUAUUCGAUAUGGAAAACAAUAUCGAGAUUGCAUUUUUGCCAUAUCGCCCAGCCCUAACGAAAUAUUUAACGUUAAUAUUCAAUAUGGAAAAUAAUUAUCGAGAUUGCAUUUUUGCCAUAUCUGCCAGCCCUAACGAAAUAUUUAACGUUAAUAUUCAAUAUGGAAAGUAAUUAUCGAGAUUGCAUUUUUGCCAUAUCGCCCAGCCCUAACGAAAUAUUUAACGUUAAUAUUCGAUAUGGAAAAUAAUUAUCGAGAUUGCAUUUUUGCCAUAUCUGCCAGCCCUAACGAAAUAUAUAUCGUUAUUGUUUAGUAUAGAAAAUAUUCAUCGAGAUUGCAUUUUUGCCAUAUCGCCCAGCCCUUUCAAAAUAUAUAUAUCGUUAUUGUUCAAUAUGUAAAAUAUUCGAGACUGCAUUUUUGUCUUAUCACCCAGCCCUAUCUAAAUAUAUAUUGUUAUCGUUCAAUAUGGAAAGUAAUUAUUGAGAUUGCAUUUUUGCCAUAUCGCCUAGCCCUAGCUCAUCCCUAUUGCGUUUCUGACCAUCAACAAUGCGCACAUUAAGAUAUCGAUGCUGAAACUAGAUAUUAUGCAUCCCUUGUUUACUGUAGCAUUUUAAAGUCGCGUAUAUCAGUGGAUCCAUCAGCGGAUCGCUCGUUUGUCAGCUCAUAGACAGACCAGCUGAUCGAUGCAAUUUUGACACACUCCAGUGAUCUAGGGAUGCACACUAUGUAGUAUCAGCGGUGAAAUAACAUUUUUCUUUUUUACAAUCCUAUUUGCUGAAUUAAUGAAAGUAAAACUCCACAAUGGUGUUAUCAAGACAUUCAAAUAAAGAAAUCAAAUUGAGACUAAAAAUAGUAGCCAGAAGCGAGAAUAAAGUCAAAUUGACAGUCCCACCUCCGUACACUCUGCAUUACAAACGCCUCACACCAGCGGUAAUUCGUUUUUUGUAAUUUGAUGUGAAGACGUUAUACUACAUACAUAAAUACAUGACAAAUGUUCAAAUGUUUUUUUUAAAUGAGAAUAUUUAAAUCUUUCAAGGAUUAAGGAUGCUGAUGAGCGUUUAACGUGUCAUAACAGUCUUUUGAAAAGGGUCUAUCCAUGUUUGGAAUCACUUCUGGAAGCUGAUUGUGAUGUAAACAAUGGCAGCCAAUCAGAAUCUAUCUUUAAAGAGAUUAAACCUGUGGGACGGCAAA